CUAGGGGCCUCUCUGCCUGCUCCAGCUCCUCGGAUCCAUUAGGUCUUAUCUCAGGAGCUUUCCCAUCUGCUGGCACCAAUCUCCUCACUCUGUGGCCUCCUCUGGGGGCCUUGCCCGUGGCGCUGCAUCCCCGUGCUCUCUGCCCUCCACGUUCUGUACCCGGCCCUGCAGGGAACUGCUCUCCCGUGUAUGUGGAAUGACUUCAGACCUCCCCUUUACUCUUGCUGCUCUCUGCUCCUCACACCUGUCUGUGUCCUCGAGUUUAAGAUUCAGUUUGCUCCUCAGGGUAGAGCUGGGGUUUUCCCAGGGAAAUAAGAUGCAGAAUCAGACCUAACUGGCUCCUCUCUCAUGCCGCAGGAGCAGAAUGUGGACAAGGGAACUCAAACACUUGGUCAUCAAGUCUCCCAGCCCCAAAGUCCCCCAAACACCUUGGAGGGAAAACGUCAGGACAGACAGAAAGAUAUUGAGAGGGGCAGGAGCAGGAUGUGCGUAGAAUCAUCCAAGCCCUGAACGAGUGCCUUGCUGCCCUUCCCCGGGAGCAGCUCUGGAAAGUCUGUGGCAUCGGAGUGUCAGGACAGAUGCACGGAGUCAUGUUUUGGAAAACAGGGCAAGGCUGUGAAUGGACAGAAGGAGGGACUGCCCCUCUGUUCGAGCCCAGAGCCGUGAGCCACCUGGUCACAUGGCAGGAUGGCCGGUGUGGCAGCGGGUUCCUGGCUUCUCUGCCCCAACCGGAGUCCCAUCUCAGUGUGGCCACGGGGUUUGGCUGUGCAACCAUCUUCUGGCUUUUGAAAAAUAGCCCAGAGUUCCUGAAGUCCUAUGAUGCAGCAGGCACCAUCAGUGACUAUGUGGUUGCCAUGCUGUGUGGCUUGCCCAGACCCCUGAUGUCCGACCAGAAUGCCGCCAGCUGGGGAUAUUUCAAUACCCGGAGCCAAAGCUGGAACUUGGACAUACUGAGGGGCUCGGGCUUUCCUGUCCACCUGCUCCCAGAUACUGCCGAGCCGGGCAGCGUGGCAGGCAGAACUUCCCAUGCAUGGUUUGAAAUCCCAAAGGGGACGAAGGUGGGCGUGGCCUUGGGUGAUUUACAGGCCUCCGUCUAUUCCUGCAUGGCCCAGAGGACAGAUGCAGUUCUCAACAUCAGCACCUCGGUUCAGUUGGCGGCCUCCAUGCCUUCCGGAUUCCAGCCGGUGCUGACUCCAGACCCUGCAGCUCCCGUCGCCUACUUCCCCUACUUCGACAGGACUUACCUGGCGGUGGCAGCGUCACUCAAUGGGGGCAAUGUGCUGGCGACAUUCGUCCACAUGCUGGUCCAGUGGAUGGCGGAUCUAGGCCUGGAGGUUGAAGAAUCUGCUGUGUAUUCACGCAUGAUCCAGGCAGCUGCACAGCAGAGAGACACCUGCCUAACCAUCACUCCCACGGUGUUGGGCGAGAGGCACCUGCCGGACCAGCUGGCCUCGGUGACCAGAAUCUCCUCCUCCGACCUCUCCCUGGGGCACGUGACCCGGGCCCUGUGCCGAGGCAUUGUGCAGAACCUGCACUCCAUGCUUCCGUUUCAGCAGCUCAAAGAGUGGGGCGUGGAGCGGGUGAUCGGCAGUGGCAGUGCGCUGUCCAGGAACGAGGUGCUGAAGCAGGAGGUGCAGAGGGCUUUCCCUUUCCCAGUGUCCUUUGGGCAGGAUGUGGACGCAGCUGUGGGGGCAGCUCUGCUCAUGCUCCAGAGAAACCUCAACAAGAAGGAGUCUUAGCACACUCUUUGGCCAAGGGACUGUUGCAAAUUUUAUCUACUUAACAUUCCUGACAUGAUCUUGGGGUCAUCCUUUUUCUGGACAGCUGGCAGCUUUUAAGCAAUGCUCGUUCUCAGGACACUAUAUUGACCAAGAACCUACCUUCAGGGCACACUCUAAUAAUGCAGCCAGGAGCUAUCAAUCAGGAGUCAUCAACUAGAUUCCCAAAUCAGUGCCUUCUGAAAGAGACUCACCUGGGAGCUGGUUGCAAAUAUAAAUGUGGGAAAAAGAAAGAGAGAGAAAGAAAAGGAACAGUAGCCCAGCAUCCUGAUCAGCAGGCUCACAUGUGAUUCACCUAUAGCUAAAGAGAAAAUAAAUGUGGACUUCAGAUACCAAAAAGUCUGGUGCUAUGGGCUCCGAGUAAGAAAAGAAGACCU
Messenger RNA from Ceratotherium simum simum (southern white rhinoceros), 2155 nucleotides. The record is from RefSeq and is a predicted model, not a curated record. NCBI's taxonomy places the organism in Eukaryota, Metazoa, Chordata, Mammalia, Perissodactyla, Rhinocerotidae.